CACCCACAUUAAUUUAGUCAUUUUUCACAUUCACAUGCUCGGUCGCUCGAUCGAAGAAUCAAAAUAUUAUCAAAACUUUAAAAGGUUUUGGUGGUUUUCUAACUUUCUGUGACCAUUAUAAAAACAUCAACUAUUGUUAAAGCAAAUAUUUAUUGCUUUCUUAAAGAAUUACAGUCAGAGAUUUUGGGAAUUUCGUAUGUAGAGCACGCAAAACAUGGCAAAUUUGCUAUUGAAGACGAGAAAUUCACCGUGUGUAUUAUCGGCUAUAAACCAAUUGGCCCAGCGGUUCGUGAGUUCUGGACAAACUGUGGGCGCUGCCGCAGCAGUUGUUGCUGAAGAGAAGGCCACGGUGGAAACUCAAAAUGAGCGAAAACAAUUUGUGCCUUCGAAUUAUCGUUUUGUCUACCCCGAAUUUCUUCCUGACCCGAACCUGGAAUUCAGGAAUUUGAUCAGAGAAAAGCUGGAGCAAGCUGACAUGAUCAGUCGGAGGACCCAAGUGGAAGUUCCAGAGUUCCACGUUGGAUCUAUUUUGGCAGUCACUUGUUCAGACCAGCAUGCUGUUGGCAAAACCACUCGUUUUGUUGGCAUUUGCAUCCAACGAAUGGGCUGCGGUCUCAGGGCUAACUUUACCCUGAGAAACGUUGUGGACAACCUUGGUGUUGAAAUCAAGUAUGAAAUCUAUGAUCCAAGACUGCAGAAGGUACAAGUUUUACGGUUGGAAAAACGUCUGGAUGAUGAGCUCCUGUACCUGCGAGAUGCACCCCCUGAGUACAGCACAUUUUCUUUCAACAUGGAGCAAGAGUUUUUGAACGAAGGAGCGAUUGUCCCCAUUAAUCCAAUCAAAGUACCAUUAAGGCCCCCUCCUUGGUAUGCCAGGUGGGAGAGAUUAUUGCCGAAAGGUGCUGUUAUCCCUGAGCUCAGUGUCAAUAGAACUGAAAAGUCGAAAAAGUGGAUUGCAAAUCACAGUGAACCAUGGGAAAAGUACGACCUGAUGAAGCAGUAUAGAAAAACUAUUCCCGAGGAAGAGCAAAAUGCAAUAUUUGCCGAUGCUUAUUCUGAACUGCAUCAAUUAGAAAUUGCCAGGAAGAAACUCAAGCGCAAGAAAAAUUUUGUGAAGCCCAAGAAAAGUGCUUGAAUAGACUUCCUUUUUAAAGCUUAGUGAUUUUGUGUUGAUGCUAUAAGUCUCUGCUGAUAUAUUAAAAAAUACAAUGAA
Molecule: messenger RNA, 1213 nt
Organism: Neocloeon triangulifer
Lineage: Eukaryota; Metazoa; Arthropoda; Insecta; Ephemeroptera; Baetidae
Gene: mRpL19
Product: large ribosomal subunit protein bL19m
Exons: 5
Coding region: 215-1135 (306 amino acids)
Biological process (GO): translation
Cellular component (GO): mitochondrial large ribosomal subunit; ribosome
Molecular function (GO): structural constituent of ribosome
Source: RefSeq, a predicted model, not a curated record